Molecule: messenger RNA, 445 nt
Organism: Phascolarctos cinereus (koala)
Lineage: Eukaryota; Metazoa; Chordata; Mammalia; Diprotodontia; Phascolarctidae
Gene: COX7A2L
Product: cytochrome c oxidase subunit 7A2 like
Biological process (GO): regulation of oxidative phosphorylation; mitochondrial respirasome assembly; mitochondrial electron transport, cytochrome c to oxygen
Cellular component (GO): respiratory chain complex IV
Source: RefSeq, a predicted model, not a curated record
UGGCGAACGCCCGCCCCCUUGGGUCUUUCCAUGGCUCGGUCGCUGCGGGGAUACCGGCUUCAGGAGGUCGGUUUGAGGGGGGAAAUGUACUACAAGUUCAGCGGCUUCACCCAGAAGCUGGCUGGGUCCUGGGCCUCGGCCGCCUACAGCCCGCAGGGUUUAAAGCCUGUGGCAUCCUCAGAAGCACCACCUAUUAUAUUUGCCACACCAACGAAAUUUGCUUCAGAAACAGCUCCAUAUGAUUAUGUUGGGAAAAACAAAGUUCCAGAGCUGCAGAGAUUUUUUCAGAAAUCUGAUGGUUUACCUGUCCACUUGAAACACGGUCUGCCUGACCAAAUGCUCUAUCGGACCACGAUGGCUUUGACACUGGGAGGGACCAUCUACUGCCUGAUAGCUCUCUACAUGGCUUCACAACCCAAAAAUAAAUAAGAUGGGAUUCAUAAGA